Molecule: messenger RNA, 2219 nt
Organism: Ornithodoros turicata
Lineage: Eukaryota; Metazoa; Arthropoda; Arachnida; Ixodida; Argasidae
Product: transcription factor 24-like
Exons: 4
Coding region: 223-879 (218 amino acids)
Biological process (GO): regulation of transcription by RNA polymerase II; developmental process
Molecular function (GO): RNA polymerase II transcription regulatory region sequence-specific DNA binding; DNA-binding transcription factor activity, RNA polymerase II-specific; protein dimerization activity
Source: RefSeq, a predicted model, not a curated record
GCCUGUUAUUUGAGACCCGAUACUUAUACAUCGCCCUUGUUUCUGCAACUUUUUCGUUCUCGAUGUUGUGUUUCUGCGUUUUUAUCCCGGCACGCGAACGCAUAUAAAGGCCAGGUCUCCAGCUCAUGGACUUCACAGCAGGACGAACGUUGGCACGUGGUGCAUCUCGAGAGACCCGGCAACCAUGGAGUGGUGAUAAUCGCGAGUGUCAGUACGGGCAUCAUGGAUGACUUUAUGAGCUUUGACUUGAACAUCACAGACAGCAGCUGGCAACUGUGGGAUGAGUUUCAGCAAGACCAGUGUUUGUCUUCCGUGCUUUCUUUGGACAAUGACCCAAUGUUGCCGUCACCUUUUGUGCCCGAUAUUCACGGGAGCCCAGGUUCAAGCAGCGCAGACAGCGCGAAUGCGGCUACCGCGUCGUGCGGCGGCAAACGCAUUGCGGCGCCCUCCCGGAAUGCGGCACGGGAACGAACGAGGGUGCGGAGCCUCAGAAGCGCCUUCCAGAACCUACAGAGGUCACUACCUGCUGUUCCUCCAGAUACGAAGCUGUCCAAACUGGACGUGCUCGUCUUGGCUUCAAACUACAUAGCCCACCUGGCGCAGUUGCUGUCUGAAAACGAACCUCCGCAGGCUCCUGUGCCUGCCAUAGAGGAAGACCUCCUUUGCUCACCGAAUCCUUCUCAAGCAGCCACAGACACCAUGAACAGAAGUUACUUUCACCCAGUCAAGAAAUGGCCAAUGCGAUCAAGGCUGUACGCUGGCAGCGGUCCCAGUGUAGCGACAGACGAACCGCAACAGCAGCGCCACAUAGCGGCGAGGAAGAACAGAAGUAGCCAGAGAGCACAUCCGUACAGUUUCAAGCGAAAUAGCGCCCUCUGAUUGGGCAUAGAAGUUACUAGUGCAAUAUGCCAUAUUGCUGGCUCUCUGCCUGUUAUAUUUGUGUAAAUUAUUCCUGUGUGUAUGAUAUAUGGUGCGCAUGCGAAACAAAAUACAACAAGCUAAGACCUAUUGUAAAACGCAGACCGACACAUAGGCGUCACGAAUAUCGAAACUCUAGGCUCUGCGGUCACUAUACAGGCGUCUCCGCCAAUGACAGCGCGUGAGAGGCCACGUGCUGAUGACUAACAAAUGACGUCAGAGCUCGCCGGGUACGUGCGUUCCAAGGCGUUCCUUUUUUUUUUUUUCUUCAGUACUCCAGCAUGAGGUAGAAUAAUAACAUUAUUAAUUAUAAUAUCGCUCGUUCAAAAAGUGAAAGGGUGCGAGAAAAGGCUUCAGAAAGAAGCUUGAUGGAUGCGUGCAUGCUUAAAGAACGCGUGCGCAUGAUGUAAAAAAACUACACGUGUCAAUGGGUAAAAACCCCUUUAAUGACAAGCACCGAGGAAACGCUCAUCGUAAAGUGAGCUCCAUGUAGUGUCAGUUGAACUUGUCCCCAAGAAUGCGAAAAAAACAAAGAAAAAAAAAACUAAUGCGACCACCCAAGCGAUCUUUGCGGGGCAUCAUUAUCAGACCACACGCGUCCCUUAUCACUUCGAGGAAAACGAUCCAUACAUUAAUUUUCCAGUAUAUAACGUCAAAGCAGGACGAGAUAGGCUUAAGGUCAAUGUCAUCGCUACCCGUUGAAUGGAUAACGGAGAUAACACCAGCCACCCCCAACAUUGCGCAUGUUAACGACGUGGUACUGCAUCGCCCAAAGCAUUGAGAAAACCUCUGGACAAGAUCGAGAGAUUUGGUUAUGAGAAGGCUAUCUCUUUCUCUCUGGAGUAAAAUUAAAUUGGAAAAUUAAAUGGAAAGUAAAAUUAAUUAAAUGAGCUACCGGUAGCUAAACUGCGUGAGUUAAGCCCACGAGCACAUAAAUGAUGUGCUAGAAGAAGAAAACAAAAACAAACCUAUUGUUGGAAAAAAAAAAAGUGAAACAAACUCGCAUUAAUUACAAAUAAAUGACUAACUUUAGAAACUGUAUACGUGCGACUUCAAUUGUGGUUACAUCGAGAGGAACUUAUCUCAAGGGGUAAAAAAUGGGAGAUAUAAACGUAAUAACGUUAGAAUUUCGUACGUGUUGACAUCGUUGCGAGAUUCAGGCAGAUUUCCACGUCAGGAUUGUUUGCGUGUUGACAAUGUCACCACCAGAGCGUUGCCUUUUAUGGUGCCCGCGAAAGUCGCAUCAUUCUCUUGUACAGAGCAAUAUGUGUUGUAUAAUAAAAUGCGUACGAAAGCAACGA